Alosa sapidissima (American shad) is the source of this 1053-nucleotide messenger RNA. RefSeq names its product protein AMBP-like. NCBI's taxonomy places the organism in Eukaryota, Metazoa, Chordata, Actinopteri, Clupeiformes, Clupeidae. Gene Ontology annotation, cellular component: cell surface; plasma membrane. The coding region runs from base 87 to 689 and encodes 200 amino acids. The transcript is spliced from 6 exons. The record is from RefSeq and is a predicted model, not a curated record. Gene Ontology annotation, molecular function: serine-type endopeptidase inhibitor activity.
CAUACAUACAAACACACACACACACACCAGUGUGAGCAGUGUGGCUGUUGGCUCAGUGCUGUGUAGUAGCUUGUGAGAGAGACAAGAUGCAGGCUGCAGCUCUGGUGAUGUUCCUGGGGGCCCUGGUGGGUCCCCUCCACGCGACGCCCCUGCCUUCUGAGUCCCAACUGCCCACUCAGGAGAACUUCAACCUGGACCGGUUCAUGGGGAAAUGGUAUAGUUUGGCCAAAGCCUCCACGUGUCCACUGUGGUUGAAGCACAAAGGAGAUUCAGCUGUUGGCACACUGGAGCUGCAAAAGCAGACCUCAGCAAACACAAUCAGCGUGACCAAAACUAAAUCCAGGAAGGGUGUCUGUAAGCAGAGUUCUGAUGAGUACAAAGUGACAGAAACGCCUGGCAGAUUCCAGUACUACUUUUCCAAAUGGGAUGCUGAUGUGGACAUGUACGUGGUGGACACCGACUAUGACGUGUAUGCCCUGGUGGUGAAGCACAAACACAAGCGUAACUCUGACAAAAGAGGCUCAAAUGUGUCCCUUUAUGGCCGUACUCCAGUACUACCAGAGGCCCUGAUGGAGACCUUCAGACGUGUGGUGACGGAACAAGGCAUGACCGAGGACAAUAUUGGCAUCAAGAAGAACAAAGGUGAAUGCAGUCCAGGUGAUGUGAGCCCUGACACACCUGUGGAAUAAGAAUGGCACAGCCUUAGUGGCCCCUUGUACCCUCAGACCCAGUGUCCUGAGCCGAAACUGGCAUGCACAGGAGACCCACACCUGCUCCACUCACUCUACUCAGGAUGCACGGCACUGCCAGAGAUGCCCACCGCUUACAGCCUUCUUCACAGCAAAGAUUUCACCCCACAGAAAAGAUCAUCUUUUAGAUUUCUAUUUCAUAAUCUUUUAUUAUAUUAUUAAUUAGUGGUUUUAUCUUUAAUAAAAUUGGAUGAUGUAUAUCUUAUGCAUUUUUUAAAUGUAUGAAGUUAAUUUUUGAAUACUUUGAAUACUGUUUAUAACAUAGAGUGGUACAACAUGAUUAAACAAGCUACAAAACUAUAAA